AUGGAUAAUGCUUCAGUGAUCACCAUGUUCACUCUUUCUGGGUUAAGUGGGACAGUCAGCCACAGAGUUACUCUCUUUGUGCUCACUUUGCUGUGUUACGGGGUGAUCUGGCUGGUGAAUCUGAUAAUUGUUGUGACAAUCAUCAUGGAUAAAAACCUCCAUGUACCAAUGUACAUAUUUCUCUGUAAUCUGUGCAUCAAUGGACUCUACGGGACAGCAGGAUUUUAUCCAAAAUUCCUCCACGAUCUCUUGUCGACAACGCAUUUAAUCUCUGUUCCUGGAUGUUUCCUGCAGGGUUUUGUGCUGCACUCUUCAGCCUGUGCUGACUUAUCCUUGCUUGCUCUAAUGGCUUAUGACAGAUACGUGGCUAUUUGUCGACCUCUAGUGUACCACUCUAUAAUGACUAAAAAAAAGAUUAUCAUUAUGUAUUUUUUUGCUUGGAUUACUCCUUUUUACCUUAUGUUUAUUAGCACGGGGACAACAUUGACAUCAAGGUUAUGUGGCUCCCACAUACCAAAGAUCUAUUGUGUCAACUGGUUAAUUUCUAAGCUUGCUUGCUCUGCCUCACUUUUUAUUUUGGCCAUGCAGUUUUCAUUGUUUGGUCUUAUGUUUUUCUGGUCAGAACCUGUCAAACGUCCAAAGAGAACAAACAUAAAUCCAUGCAGACGUGUUUGCCACAUUUACUCACUUUGA
This is a messenger RNA of Girardinichthys multiradiatus, 693 nucleotides long. Its product is annotated as putative olfactory receptor 13C6. Gene Ontology annotation, cellular component: membrane. Gene Ontology annotation, biological process: G protein-coupled receptor signaling pathway. Gene Ontology annotation, molecular function: G protein-coupled receptor activity. The record is from RefSeq and is a predicted model, not a curated record. Lineage: Eukaryota; Metazoa; Chordata; Actinopteri; Cyprinodontiformes; Goodeidae.